CUCGAGCUCCGGCGCUCUGUGACUGAGGGGAACGUCGUUGGAGGAGGAGGAAGAGGAGGAAGAAGGGGGAGAGGAGGGCGGAAAAAAAAAGGGAAAGCGGGAGAGGGUUUAGAGAGCGCCUCAGGCCGAGGCCUACACGCGGCCCUGAUGCCUUCGCGAGCAGCGUAGGCCCUGUGGUUUGUUCCCUCGUCAACCGCCCGCCCGCGCGUUACCGCCUCUUUGGGACACACGGCAUUCGGGCGACAUCAACUCCCAACGUGUGGAAAGCAUGUGGGUGAAGGCACAGCGUCCUCGGUGUUUCUUUGAUAUAACUGUCAACAAUGUGAACGUGGGAAGAGUUGUCUUUGAAUUGUUUUCAGAUGUGUGUCCAAAGACCUGUGAAAACUUCCGCUGUCUCUGCACAGGUGAAAAGGGAGGAGGCAAAUGUACCCAAAAACCUUUGCAUUAUAAAGGUUGUCUGUUUCACAGAGUUGUGAAGGAUUUUAUGAUCCAAGGAGGUGACUUCAGUGAAGGAAAUGGCCGGGGAGGUGAAUCUAUUUAUGGUGGCUUUUUUGAAGAUGAAAGCUUCUCAGUCAAACACAACAAAGAGUUCCUAUUAUCCAUGGCUAACAGAGGAAAGGAUACAAAUGGUUCACAGUUUUUCAUAACUACUAAGCCUGCACCACAUUUAGAUGGUGUACACGUGGUCUUUGGUCAAGUUAUUUCAGGCCAGGAUUUAAUAAGAGAUGUAGAAAACCAGAAAACGGAUGCUAAUAGCAAACCUUAUGCAGAAGUGCGCAUCUUAAACUGUGGAGAAUUGAUUCCUAAAGCCAAAGCCAAAAAAGACGAGAAGAAAAGGAAGAAAUCCUCCUCGUCCACUUCAAGCGACUCUGACAGUUCUAGCGACUCAGAAUCUUCCUCAGAAUCGGAAAGUGAAACAGACGGAGAUUCAAAGAAAAGAAAAAAGAAACAGCGUAAGAAAGAAUCUAAGAAACGAAAGAAAGAGAAGAAGAAAAGAAAGAAAUCUGAAAAGAAAAGCUCAUCGGAUGAGAGUGAUGCAGAAACUGCUGCUGUGCCGGCUGUUGCCACUGUCCAUCCUGAUGAAAUCCCUCUUGUGCCAGAAAACAAGUUCCUAAUGAGAAGGAGUCCCGAAAAAGAGAAGAAAAAAGAAAGAGAAAAAGAAAGUAACCCAUCAAAUUCCCAAAUGUCUACAUAUCAGCGACGACUCCUGGUAACCAGGUCAGGCAGAAAAAUUAAGGGAAGAGGACCCAGGCGCUAUCGAACACCUUCAAGAUCAAGGUCUCGGUCAAGGGAUCGGUUCAGGCGCAGUGAGACUCCACCUCAUUGGAGACAGGAGAUGCAACGAGCACAAAAAAUGAGAUUUUCAAGCGGAGAACGGUGGAUCAAAGGAGAUAAAGGUGAAGUGAAUGAGAAGAAAGAAAAUGACAACAACAAGAGCCCAGGCAGAGGAAGAGAAAGGACGGCUUCAGACUUCAAACAGGACACAGUGGAUGGUGGGAGAAGAAGCAGGGAGAGAGAUAGGAAAACAAAUCGAGAUACAGGACGAAGCCAUCGAUCUAGAAGUAAAGAGAGAGAACCGAGGAAGACGGACAAAGAUGAUAAACAUGAUAAAGAUAAAGCUAAAAAGAGGGAGAGGGAUAAGUCCAGGAGCAAAGAAAGAAAUCGAAGCAGAAGCAAAGAUAAAGAAAAGCGAGCAAAAAAUAGAAGUAAUGAGAGAGAGCAGAAACCAAGUAAAGAUAAAGAGAAGAGGGCAAAAUCCAAAAGCAAAGAUAGAGAACAUGGAAAGGAGAGAGAGAAAGAAAAGUCGGCCAAAUCAAGCAAAGAGAGGGAGCGGAGCAAAAGUAAAGAUCAAGGCAAACGUGAGAAUUCUAAGAGUAGAGAUCGAGAACAGGGUAAAGAGAGAGGGAAACAGUUUAAAUCAAAAUCUAGAAGUAUGGAUCGAGAACAGAAUAAAAGUAAGGACACAGGAAAGCAGGCCAAGUCAAAAUCCAGGAGUAAGGAUAGGGAACGCAGUAAAAGCAAAGAGAGAGGAAGGUGGGAUGAUUCCAAGUCUAGGAGUAGAGAUGGGGAACGCAGUGAAAGCAAAGAGAUGGGAAAGCGGGCCAAAUCCAAGUCUAGAAGCAGAGAUCGGCAACGCAGUAAAAGCAAGGAGAGGGGGAAGCAGGCCGAGUCCAAGUCUGGGGGCAGAGACCAGCAACGUAGUAAAAGUACAGAAAGAGGAAAGCGGGCCAAAUCCAAGUCCAGGAGCAGAGAUCGGGAGCACAGUAAAAGUAAGGAGAGAGGUAAAUGGGCCAAAUCCCGAUCUGGAAGUAGAGAUGGGGAACACAGUAAAAGCAAAGAAGGGGAAAAGCGAGCUAAAUCCAAGUCUGCCAGUAGAGAUAGGGAUUGCAGUAAAAGUAAAGAGGGGGGAAAGCGAGCUAAAUCCAGGUCUGCAAGCAGAGAUGGGGAACGCAGUAAAAGCAAAGAGAGAGGUAAGCGGGCCAAAUCCAGGUCUGCAAGCAGAGAUGGGGAACGCAGUAAAAGCAAAGAGAGAGGUAAGCGGGCCAAAUCCAGGUCUGCAAGCAGAGAUGGAGGACGCAGUAAAAGCAAAGAGAGAGGUAAGCGGGCCAAAUCCAGGUCUACAAGCAGAGGUAGGGAGCGUGGUAAAAGUAAAGAGAGAGGAAAGCGAGCAAAAUCUAGGAGUAAAGAUCGGGAACAGAGUCGAAGUAAUGAGAGAAGAAAACGGGCAAAAUCUACAAGUAAAGAUAGAGCAAAGGACAGCAGUAAAGAGAGACGAAAAUGUGUAAACUCCAGAAGCAGGGACCGGGAUCAAAGAAGCAGGGACCGGGAUCAAAAAAGCAAGGAAAGCUGUGAUAAAUCCAGCAGUAAGAAUGGGGAACAUGGCAAAGUUAGAGAUCAAGAAAAGCGAGCAAAAUCCAGGAGCAAGGAGAGGGAUAGAAGUCGAAGCAAAGAAAGUCAAAGGAACCGAGAUAAAGAACAUAAAAAGAGAGGAAGGUCGAGGAGCAGAGACAGAAGAAGAUCUCCUGAUAGAGAUAGGGAUCAGGGGUCAAAGGAAAAAACAAAAGGCUCAGAUGUUAAGUCUCAAAGUAAGGAGAAAGAGUUAAAGCAUGUUGAAAAUCAAACUUCAAAUGAGAAAAAAGAGCACAAGGAAAAAGAAAGGCGGAAAAGGCACUCCAGAAGCAGGGGUAGGGAUCACAGCAGCAGCUCUGACAGUCAGAGAGAUGAUGAAGACAGGAACAGGGAUAGAGUGAGAUGUAGAAGUCCCAGUUCAAACCGAAAAAGGGAAAGCAGUAAAAGCAGAAAGUCUGAAAAAUCUGCAACUAAAAGCAGAGAGAAUGACCAUAAUGACAAAGUUAACAACCAGAAGUCCAAUUGCAAAGAAAGAGAUCGGAGCCAUAAUAAGGAGAGGCACUGUGAUACUAGCCCCAGUUCAGAUGAUGAUAAAAGUGAAUAAAUAUGUUUUAUGGACAUGUGAUCAAUUGUUGCCAAUAAAUGUCUCUGUGAUUUAAUUUUGUUCAUAAACAUGUUUUGGACAUGUCUUUUAAACCUGGAUAUCAUUUUAGUUUUUUUUUUGACAAUCUGCAGCCUGAAAUAUUUGUACUACUGGACUUUUAAUAAAUUUGUAAAGUGGUGCAAA
This is a messenger RNA of Callorhinchus milii (elephant shark), 3637 nucleotides long. It is a transcript of the gene ppig, whose product is annotated as peptidylprolyl isomerase G (cyclophilin G). Gene Ontology annotation, molecular function: peptidyl-prolyl cis-trans isomerase activity. Gene Ontology annotation, cellular component: nucleus. The transcript has 13 exons. The coding region runs from base 269 to 3454 and encodes 1061 amino acids. Gene Ontology annotation, biological process: protein folding; protein peptidyl-prolyl isomerization. The record is from RefSeq and is a predicted model, not a curated record. Lineage: Eukaryota; Metazoa; Chordata; Chondrichthyes; Chimaeriformes; Callorhinchidae.